AGAAACUUUCACUGAUGAUGGUUGUGUGUUUGCUUGCCGGUCUGUCUGAUUGUCAGACCAGAAGAGCGGAGACCAAUGAGCUGACACAUGAAGACCUGAAUGAUACCUGGGUAGAGAAGGAUGCUCUCCAAAAUCUAAACCAAGAGCUAGAGACACCAGCCACUUUGAAAAAAAACUCAACAACCCAGCUGACCUGUGAACCACCCAUCUACACAGUGCUGAAGGAGCUGGGAGCUCUGGAAGAAAGGCUUGCAGCUACUGUGAGAGCCCUGGAGGAGACAAACAAAAAGCUGGAGGCCAGUGAGAGGAAGCUGUCUGCACUUGACAGCAAGGUGACUGAACUCGGUACAGUGGAUCAAGGGCAGAAUCGGGUUGCAUUUUCUGCUGCACAUCCAGUACAGGGCACCAUCGGUCCUGUAAAUGUUGGUCAUGGUCUGGUGUACGAUAAUGUUCUGUCCAACAUUGGAGGACAUUACAGCCCAGUCACAGGAUAUUUUACGGCACCAGUGCGAGGAGUCUAUUAUUUCACCUUCACUUCCUUUAACUGGGCAAAUGAUGGAGCCUCUGGUGGCAGUUUGUACCGAAAUGGAAACCACAUAGUGUCAUGGUAUGCUUCUACUCAAACUAAGGCCAUCCCUGGAUCUAACAGCGCCAUCUUGCAGCUACAUGUUGGAGACAAAGUCAAUGUUCGUCUUUGGGCAAAUUAUAAGAUCAGUGAUAAUGGAUUAAGGUACUGCUCAUUCAGUGGAUUUUUGAUUUUCCCUGUGUGAGGUGCAUUAAUGUGAUUUCAUACGGAUCAAACCUUUAAUAGAGGUGAAAAGAUCACACAAUGUGAUGUGACUUCAUGUUCUGUUUAUAAAAUAAAGAUGGGAAUGUUAUUCUGUUUUCUUUUUUAUACUCAACUGAUCUACUGUAUGUUGAAACACAUUGACAGUAUUAGUAAGACUUGUAUAUUUGUAUAAGGUCAUCAAUUUAACAGUUACCUUUCAAAAAAAUGUUCAAGUAUUGUCUUUUGGGCAAUAUGUUAAAAUGUCUGAUUCCGCACUUGUUAAUGAUGUAUUAGUUUUUUGAUUUCCAUCAUUUUGCGAUGCCUUUUCAUAAUAAUGUACCAGAG
Messenger RNA from Epinephelus moara (kelp grouper), 1114 nucleotides. Its product is annotated as cerebellin-3-like. The record is from RefSeq and is a predicted model, not a curated record. The transcript is spliced from 3 exons. Bases 15 to 770 code for a protein of 251 amino acids. Lineage: Eukaryota; Metazoa; Chordata; Actinopteri; Perciformes; Serranidae. Gene Ontology annotation, molecular function: protein binding.